Messenger RNA from Parathielavia appendiculata, 1214 nucleotides. RefSeq lists its product as uncharacterized. The transcript has a single exon. NCBI's taxonomy places the organism in Eukaryota, Fungi, Ascomycota, Sordariomycetes, Sordariales, Chaetomiaceae. Bases 30 to 1214 code for a protein of 394 amino acids. The record is from RefSeq and is a predicted model, not a curated record.
GUUCCCAGCAGGAAAUAUAAGAAAAUACAAUGACCUCCUUCCAGCAAUCAGACAUCGCCCCUAAUUUCGAAUCCAAUCCCAAUGGUACCAUUCCUCUCUCAAACCGCCAACGCCUUCCAACCGCCCGCACAAUGCUCACGACCCUCAUCAAGGCCAUCUCCGCUAUCCCACUCCUCCCAGCUCCCGAAGCAUACCACCAACCAGCAGAUGCCACCGAAAAACUUAAUCGCGAAGCACCCCUCACCGAUAGCACCAUCAACAACAACAACCCCCUCCGCCGAGUCCCGCCAUCCCACCGCCACCUCCUCAUUACCCUGCACGUCCUCUUCCCGGGGCUGGUCCUACCCGCCCUGGACCUGCUUGAGCGCGGGCUUGUUGCCAGGGUGGGUCUUGCUUCUUCUUCUGGUAGUGCUACUGCUACAACGACGACGAAGACAUGUCGACGUGAUGGUAGUGGUGGCGGCGAGAGGGUGGUCAACAAGAGCGGGAGUGGUGGUGCUGUAGAUCAUGUUGAUGAUGAUGAUGGGAGAAGCAAAGUUGGAGGAUGGCGACCACAGGAUGGAGAUGGAGAGGGUGUCAAGCAAAAACAGCAACAUCAGAGUCAUCAGCGAAGAUUGAACAAUGAGAAGUGCGACGAGGGAGAAGGCGGCGAGGAAGAAGCGAGUACGGCCGGUACGGCUACCACAACAAGAGGCAAUGCACAGCCAAAGACUACUCGUGCCUCCUUUUACCUCGUGCAAUCCGCCGCGUCGCAAGUGGCUGCGGCCGCCUCCUCACGGCGGAGGCGGAAACACAGCGAUGACGGCCAUGACGGGAGAGAGGAGAUGGCGACGGCAGUGGCAAAGGAAUAUAUCGUCUUGCUGGAGGCGUGGCACUGCAGUUGUGCUGCGUUCGCGUUUGCCUCUGUGCAAGGUGGGAAUGCAAAUUCGGAAUGGGUCGCCGAGGUCGCGGAUUCAAGGGAGCAGAGUGAGUUCGGGCAUGGGGCCGCUGCUGAGCCAGGGGAAGGGUCAGGAAGCGCCGGGACGGAGAUGGACUGGUCGUUUGGGGGGAUGAGUCUGGAUGGGUUGGCGGCUGGAUCCGGCGAGGGCGUGCCCUUGUGCAAGCAUCUGCUGGCGUGUCUGUUGGCCGAGAGGUGGAGUGCUCCGCUGGGCAGGUACGUGGUUGAGCGGCGGGUGGGAAGGGAGGAGAUGGCGGGUAUUGUGGCUUAUGUGUAG